GUUUCAUUGACGUACUCUUUACAUGGCGCAGCCGGUACGGAAUAAAAAUUUAACGUAACAAAUUUAAAAUACGAAGAAGAAACAAAUAAACAAAAGUGCCGUUAAUGUAGAAAUUAUAAAAAAUAUAAAAGUGUUAUAAAAAGUAAAUUUAGAAUAAAUAAAAAUGGAGGCCGUAUUAAAGCCGCCAUCGGCCUUUCAAUUUGAUAAUAAUUUAACGAGUGUAACGUCAGGAAAUCUGUGCAAAUCGUGGGAAGACUGGAAAAAAUCAUUUUUGGUUUAUUUUGAAGCUUGUGAACUAUCAAAAAAGACUGUAACAGUCCAAAUUAAUAUACUGUUACACGUCAUCGGUCCAAAGUGUCGCGAAGUUUACGAACAAUUUAAGAAGAAAAGCGAGUCAUUGAGCGAUGUCUUAUCUCAAUUUGAUGAAUUCUUUUUACCUAAAAAGAAUACUACAGUGGAAAGACACAAAUUCUUCACCCGUGAGCAAAAAGAUUUCGAGUCAACGGAACAAUACGUCUAUGAAUUGAAUAAAAUGGCGGCGACGUGUAAUUUCAAAGAUCUAUGCGACGAGCUUGUUAAAGAUCGCCUAAUCUGCGGAAUAAAUGAUGGUGCAUUACGAGAACGAUUAUUACGAGAACCGGAUCUAACACUGAGCAGAGCCCUCGAUAUAUGUCGGUUGGCUGAGCUGUCACGUGUUCAGGCCGGCAGUAUCAAGACUGAGAGGUCGAGUCAUCACGUCCACGAGGUAAAUCAUCACAAUGGAGAUUGCUCGGAGCAGCCGGGAUCAGGCGAAGGAUCAGUCAGCUGGGUGCAGUCGGGGCGCUGUCGGUGUGGAGCAGCGCAGGCGCAGCACGCCUCCGGCACGCGGGACGCGCGUGACCGUCGCAGGCGAGGGCGCGGGCGCGGCCGCGGGCGCGCUCGUGCUCAGGGGCGCCCUGGGCCGCCUGCUGCCGCCGCCCCGCCCUACCAAGGUUCUAGUGCAAAUAAAGUGCAAAGUGUAUGCUCAAAGUGCGGUAUAAAUCAUGAGCUAUAUAAGUGCCCAGCCUAUGGUGUGCAGUGUAACAAUUGUAACCGUUACAAUCAUUAUGCUAAGAUGUGUAGACGACAAGUUUACGCUAUUGAUGGUGAAUCCAGUGAUCAGGGCGGUGAGACCUCCUGAGCGCUACGGCUUCUCUGCGGCACGAUAGGUUAGGACAUCACGAAUAUUAUCAACUGAG
This is a messenger RNA of Plutella xylostella (diamondback moth), 1217 nucleotides long. NCBI's taxonomy places the organism in Eukaryota, Metazoa, Arthropoda, Insecta, Lepidoptera, Plutellidae. The record is from RefSeq and is a predicted model, not a curated record.